Oncorhynchus mykiss (rainbow trout) is the source of this 1535-nucleotide messenger RNA. It is a transcript of the gene ldha, whose product is annotated as lactate dehydrogenase A4. Gene Ontology annotation, molecular function: L-lactate dehydrogenase (NAD+) activity. The record is from RefSeq and is a predicted model, not a curated record. Gene Ontology annotation, biological process: lactate metabolic process; pyruvate metabolic process. Gene Ontology annotation, cellular component: cytoplasm. NCBI's taxonomy places the organism in Eukaryota, Metazoa, Chordata, Actinopteri, Salmoniformes, Salmonidae.
CUCUGCAUGGACAUGACAUUUAACACGAGACACCCGGGACCCUCCCAGUGUGUCAUGUAAUCACGCAGCGUUUACCGUGCACCGCUCUGCUGCUUAAAUACCGGGAACCUCCCUCACACACACCAGUGCCAUAGAAAAGCUGCAUCCAGCCAGGGAAGAGGCCAGCCAAAGACAUUCCAACUCGCAUUUCAGUGUUGUUUCCACGUCACUUUCACGAAACCUUACAAGAUGACCACUAAGGAGAAGCUGAUCACCCAUGUGUUGGCUGGUGAGCCCGUUGGCUCCCGAAGCAAGGUGACAGUGGUUGGCGUCGGCAUGGUUGGCAUGGCCUCCGCAGUCAGCGUCCUGCUCAAGGACCUGUGCGAUGAGCUGUGCCUGAUUGAUGUGAUGGAGGAAAAGCUGAAGGGUGAGGUCAUGGACCUGCAGCAUGGCAGCCUCUUCUGCAAGACCCACAAGAUCGUGGGCGAUAAGGACUACAGUACAACCGCCCAUUCCAAGGUGGUGGUGGUCACCGCCGGUGCUCGUCAGCAGGAGGGCGAGAGUCGUCUGAACCUGGUGCAGCGUAACGUCAACAUCUUCAAGUUCAUCAUCCCCCAGAUCGUCAAGUACAGCCCCAACGCUAUCCUGCUGGUCGUCUCCAACCCCGUUGACAUCCUGACCUACGUGGCCUGGAAGCUGAGCGGUUUCCCCCGUCACCGCGUCAUCGGUUCCGGCACCAACCUGGACUCCGGUCGUUUCCGCCACCUUAUGGGCGAGAAGCUGCACCUUCACCCCUCCAGUUGCCACGGCUGGAUCAUUGGAGAGCACGGAGACUCCAGUGUGCCCGUAUGGAGUGGCGUGAAUGUUGCUGGUGUUUCCCUGAAAGGCCUAAACCCACACAUGGGCACAGACGCAGACAAGGAGGACUGGAAGCAUCUCCACAAGAUGGUGGUCGAUGGUGCCUAUGAGGUCAUCAAGCUGAAGGGUUACACCUCCUGGGCUAUCGGCAUGUCUGUCGCUGACCUGGUUGAGAGCAUCCUGAAGAACCUUCACAAAGUUCACCCUGUGUCCACCCUGGUCCAGGGGAUGCACGGUGUGAAAGAUGAGGUGUUCCUCAGUGUGCCAUGCGUGCUGGGCAACAGUGGUCUGACCGACGUCAUCCACAUGACCCUGAAGCCCGAGGAAGAGAAGCAACUAAUCAACAGCGCCGAGACCCUGUGGGGCGUACAGAAAGAGCUCACAUUGUAAAGCGGAGGGUUAAUUUUAUCAGCAAUGAGACAAUACUCAAUCACCUAUUUUUCCCAGACUAAAACCAAUGAUAAUGAGAUGUCCUGAAACUAUGACAAAUGCAAAUUACUUUUCAUUUUAGUCUACGAAAAUGUGACAAGACUUCCACGUGAGGCUAUAAUGGACAUUCAUGGUCGACUGAUAAGUUACUUAUCAGGACGAAAUUACAACAAAAAAAACUUUGUAAAGAGCCCCCUGUGCCAUCUGGAUAUACUUACGAUACGAUUUACUCCAACCAAAUAAAACUACCAGGAUAAUGAAACAACCAA